Molecule: messenger RNA, 243 nt
Organism: Loa loa (African eye worm)
Lineage: Eukaryota; Metazoa; Nematoda; Chromadorea; Rhabditida; Onchocercidae
Exons: 1
Coding region: 1-243 (80 amino acids)
Source: RefSeq, a predicted model, not a curated record
AUGUCUAUACGAUCAGAUUCACCGACAUCAUCUGAAAAUUAUGGAAAUACCGUACGUAUGUCUUCAUUACGCUGUCCAAUACGCCCAUGUACACAGGAAAUGUUGGAGAACUAUAUGUCACGAGUGAUGCAGUUAAUGUCCGGAACAAAUCGAAUUUAUACCGUUUUUGAAAAUUAUGAAAUUAUUGAGGUGAUUCUGAGCUUGCUUAUGCCCUUACGCUUGGAUAAUAAUCAACUUGAGUGA